AAAAAAAGAAAAUUGAGUUUUGCGUCCUAUAUAUUAUUUUUACCUUUAGUCAUCUUGGAACUGAUUCAUGGAUUUCAAAUGGGAGAAGCGAAUCUCUAUUCAGUUAACUCUGAUACUGCCUAUGCGUUGCCCUUUAUGAUCAAAGUAUUUUUUCUUUCUUUUUUGAUUAUACAACCAUUUUGUAGUUAUAACCAAUGAAAAAUUUUAGUAUCAGAAUUUAACAUUCUUCUUUCAAUCUGCAGUUCCGGGUUGUAUGGUGCAAGCUGAUAUAUGAAAUAUGGCCAGAAUAUUUUUUCAAAUACUAACAGUGUUUUUAGCAAUGGAUGUUGGCCUUGUUGAGUCCCAGUCCUGUAACAAAGAUUUUACAAGUUUAAGUGGUACAGUGUCCUCACCAUCAUUUUCAAGUGGUUCAACCUAUGAAAAUUUGUUGGAUUGCACAUAUAACAUUCAAGUUAGAAGUGGAUAUCGAAUAAAACUGUCAUGGUCAACAUUUGAUGUCAAGGGUCAAAUGCCAGACUGCGUUGAUGAUUCUGUGGAGAUUUUCAUUGGAUGUUCACUUAACAGGCAUUCAAUUGGAAAAUAUUGCUCUGAAAAUGGAUACAAGCCAUUUGAUGUUCACUCACCAAACAACUGCUUGCGCUUAGUGUUCAAGACAAAUGUCUCUGGCGUAGGCAGAGGGUUUCAAGCAUCUUACUCAUCAUUUCUUCUAUCUGAACGUCAAAGUGGUGUGGGAGGGCAAUGUUUCUCAACUAAGACUCUCACUGCAACAUCUGGAGUGAUUAGUUCUCCAAAUUGGCCCCAAGACUAUCCUUCUAACAAAGACUGUUACUGGAAGAUUGAGGUUGGGCACAACAGGGGCAUUAAAAUAGCUUUCAUGGACUUUGAUUUGGAAAAUGAUCUUUCGUGUGAAGAUGACAAAGUCAAAGUUAAAGAAGGAGAUGAUCAUGAAUCAUAUAAUAAGGCCAACACUCUCAAAGAGUCUAAAUGUGGUCCAGUAAACCCAUUUUACUUUACGUCAUCUGAGGAGAGAAUUUGGAUCAGGUUCAAGUCUGACACAUUUACUAGCAACCGAGGGUUUCUUGCUGGAUAUGUCAUGUAUGACAAAACCCCAAUUAGCGCUAAAACUGUUGGCACUGUGAUUGGCGUCUUGGUUGCACUGGCCGUUGUGAUUGGCAUUGCUGCCUUCGUCUACUACAAAUUUUUUCACCAAAAGAGAGUCAGGGAAAGGGCGCAACGACAGAUGGCGGUGGCACAUACUUCUGCUCAACCACAGCAAGUAACCAUUCACCCUCCUCCUGCAGGACCUCAAGCAAGUUAUGCACCACCCCCCUACGAUCAAGGGACGGGAGCUCCCUACCCCCCACAAGGGCAACCGUACCCCCCUGGACUCACUGGGGGUGAUGCAGCAUACCCCCCUGGACAACCGGGUGGAGCACCUCCUUACCCCCCUGGACAACCGGGUGGAGCACCUCCUUACCCCCCUGGACAACCGGGUGGAGCACCUCUGUACCCCGCUGGACAACCGGGUGGAGCACCUCCUUACCCUACUGGACAACCACCCUACCCUCCACAGUAAUCAGCGCGUCAAUGUGACCAUUUCAAACAGCUUUUAAAAUAAUUGGGGCUAUUGUUAUGAGAAAAGUCAAUGAGAAGAUCGCGAUAGCCGUGUAUCUUUUGCAUAAUUUUGCCAUUUUGCUGGUUAAUCAGGUUUAAAAAUUGAAGAAGAACAACGCAACAUGAGGGAAUUUAAUUAAAGAAAGAAGAUAAAAAUACUCAGUUUAUAAAAUAGACUGCGACAACAGAGAAAAUUUUAUAAACAAUAAUAAUGGUGAUUUUAUGAUAAAUUAGCCACCCAUGGUAGUAUACGGAGCAAGGAGAAAUCUAAUAAUUAACUCGGUAACCACUAGGCUCUCAUCUUCUUUAACCAAGAACUCAAAAGGAGAGCUUUGAGGGAGGAGUGAGUGGUCAUGGAGUCAGUCGCUUUGUGUUACAAAGUAAAAUCAGUUUAAUCAAAACGCUUAGUAUUUUUAAAAGCAUGCUUCAGAGAAGGUUUUUAAAAGUCUGUUUACACUUUUAGGUUAAAUUGGUAGGAGUACAUGAGCUUUCCAAAAAUACCGCUCUACGUAAUGCUAUUUGUCGUGUAUUCAACUAGGUUUUACUACCCUAGUGUGUUUUGUAAUAAUUAUGUGCUCAGAAACUUGUCACAAUAUCCUGAAUAAAGGGGUCUGAGCUCUUUA
Messenger RNA from Stylophora pistillata, 2237 nucleotides. Its product is annotated as tolloid-like protein 2. The record is from RefSeq and is a predicted model, not a curated record. Lineage: Eukaryota; Metazoa; Cnidaria; Anthozoa; Scleractinia; Pocilloporidae.